Molecule: messenger RNA, 1377 nt
Organism: Alternaria incomplexa
Lineage: Eukaryota; Fungi; Ascomycota; Dothideomycetes; Pleosporales; Pleosporaceae
Exons: 1
Coding region: 1-1377 (458 amino acids)
Biological process (GO): dehydro-D-arabinono-1,4-lactone biosynthetic process
Cellular component (GO): cytosol
Molecular function (GO): D-arabinose 1-dehydrogenase [NAD(P)+] activity
Source: RefSeq, a predicted model, not a curated record
AUGGCGACAACGCCCAUCGAACACCCCUCGACUGUCAGCAGUCUGCCCACGCGCCAGAAGCCUAUUCCAUACUCCUUCGCCAAUGGCCGGCGCACCCCGCUGUCGUCCAUCCUCCCUCCCCUCGUCUUCGGUACGGCCACGUUCAACUCCCAGUACAACACCGACCCCUUCGCGCUCGACACAACUGGUCUCGUGACCUCGGCGCUCACACACGGCAUUCGCGCUUUCGAUACCUCGCCUUACUACGGCCCAUCCGAACAACUGCUCGGCGAUGCGCUUGCGACACCAUUCGUUCGGGAGACGUUCCCGCGCAACUCAUACAUGAUCCUGACCAAGGUCGGGCGGACAGGGAGCGAAGAGUUCGACUACAGCAAGGAGUGGGUGCGCCAGAGCGUCAACAGGAGUUUGGAGAGACUACACACUGAAUACCUGGACAUGGUAUACUGCCACGACGUCGAGUUCGUGAGCCCGGCGGAGGUUUUGGAAGCAGUCAAGGAACUCCGCCGCCUUAGGGACAAAGAGGGCACAGUUCGGUAUAUUGGUAUCUGUGGAUACCCACUGGACGUGCUGGGCGACAUGGCUGAGCUCAUCCUCCGCGAGACCGGCGAGCCACUCGAUGCGGUGCAGUCCUACGCCAACUUCACGCUCCAGAACCAGUCGCUCGCCGGCCCGCGCGGCAUCUUGCGCCUGAAGAAUGCAGGCGUCGACGUCGUCCCGAACGCCUCCAUCCUUGGUAUGGGCCUCCUCCGACACGACGGCAUACCCGUUGGUGGCCUCGGAGACUGGCACCCUGCCCCAUCUUCUCUCCGCGAGGCAGUGCGCAAAGCGAGCCACUUCUGCGACGACUACGGCGAGCGCAUCGAGGUUAUCGCCAUCCGCUUCGCGCUCGAGACAUGGAUAUCUGCUGGCGCGCUGUGUGGAUCCCGCGGAGAUCCCGCAUCGGGCGUGCCCUGGACCCACGAGUCCAUCGACGACGUCGGUGGCUCCAAGCUGGGUGUCAGUGUCAUCGGUGUCUCGCGCGCACCCGAGUUGGAGAAGACAAUGCUCGUUUGGCGAUCUAUUCUCGAUGGAUUGGAGGGCGGCAAGGAGACUGCGGUUCAAGCAGGCCGGUGGUACCGCGCGUGGGAGUGGAGCAGGAACCGCAGGAAGGCAGUGCAGAUCCUCGCCGAGGGGGUCCAAGAGGUGCUCGGUGAUGGCUUUGGCUACGAAUGGGCGAGCCCUGAACCGGGGUUCGUCAACAAGAGGGUGAAGGAUGCGAAGAAGGCAGCGCAAAGUGAUGCGCCUGCGGCGUGGUUGACGCCCGCUGCGAGCCCGGAGGCGGUGCCGGUGAAGGAUGCAGGCGAGGUCGCCGAGGACAAGUCUCUGCCGCUACGGUAA